This is a messenger RNA of Nymphaea colorata (pocket water lily), 957 nucleotides long. RefSeq names its product probable calcium-binding protein CML7. Gene Ontology annotation, cellular component: myosin II complex. Gene Ontology annotation, molecular function: calcium ion binding. The coding region runs from base 115 to 558 and encodes 147 amino acids. Lineage: Eukaryota; Viridiplantae; Streptophyta; Magnoliopsida; Nymphaeales; Nymphaeaceae. The record is from RefSeq and is a predicted model, not a curated record. The transcript has a single exon.
UCUCUUUCUUCGCCCGAGGCUGAUAUAUUUAUACGUGUACAGGGAAGGGAAAAGGAGAAAAAGGAGGAAGGGAGGGGAGCGAAGAGUGGUGGAGAGGAAAAGUGCCGAGCAAAAAUGGUGAAGGAGUUGACGGAAGAGCAGAUUUCAUCGAUGCGCGAGGCGUUCUCUCUAUUCGACAGCGACGGAGAUGGGCGGAUCGCGGCGUCGGAGCUCGGGAUCCUGAUGCGGUCGUUGGGGGAGAACCCCACUCAGGCUCAGCUCAAGGACAUCAUCGCCCGCGAGAACCUCAAUGCCCCUUUCGAUUUCCCUCGUUUCCUGGAGCUCAUGAAAACCCACAUGACUGGCCAGCCCUUCGAUCGCCAGCUCCGCGAUGCCUUCAAGGUUCUCGACAAGGAGUCCACCGGAUACGUCUCCGUCGCCGACCUCCGCCACAUUCUCACCAGCAUCGGCGAGAAGCUUGAGCCCGCCGAGUUCGACGAGUGGAUCCGUGAGGUUGAUGUUGGCCCCGAUGGUAGGAUCCGCUACGAGGAUUUCAUCGUCAGGAUGGUUGCCAAAUAGUAGUCUUGAGGUCGAGCAGAUCCUUCCUUUCUCUUCUUUUUCUCCGCUGCUUCGAUCUUCCAUCCCUUUUCUUAUCCUUUCUUUUUCUUGCUUCCAAGUAACAACCAUCGGAUCUAUCGUGGUGAUGUAACUGCUGCCGUUGCCAGGUGAAACUGGGCAACGUCAACAUAUGUUUCUCUCAUUCGGUUUUUGUUCAUUUUUUCUUUUCGACCCCCUUUUUUGUUCUGAUCGCUCUGCUUUGUACUUCUCUUUUUCGCGUGGUGAUUUGGUUUUUGGGAUGCUCUUGCGGUGGUCUUGGUCCGGUGUGGAUUGUGCCAGGUCGGAUGUGACUGCUUUUGUGAUGUAGUUUGUAUGGUUCUUUUGAUCCUUAAAGCAUGGGAUUUGUGGCAUUCUCCUUCC